This is a messenger RNA of Hippocampus zosterae (dwarf seahorse), 823 nucleotides long. Its product is annotated as cell surface glycoprotein 1-like. The transcript has 6 exons. Bases 186 to 620 code for a protein of 144 amino acids. Lineage: Eukaryota; Metazoa; Chordata; Actinopteri; Syngnathiformes; Syngnathidae. The record is from RefSeq and is a predicted model, not a curated record.
UCUGGAGAGCCUGUGUUCGAAUGUCCCCAUAUUGCUGUUCCACAGAACUGAACAGUGUUAACUUUCUAUAGUGUGGUAUAUUCAUCCCGAACUCUCCCGUGAGCAAUGUUCAAUGAUAAUUAAUAUUUAUUCAUUUCUUAACUGGUCAAAAUGAAGAAUGCUGAAUAUUUUGACACCGUAAUGUUAUGUUGCAGACACCGAGUGACCUGACUGAACCCUCUGGAGACCAUGAAUGGAAUGAGAGAUCCACUUCAUUCUUACAACAGACACCGAGUGACCUGACUGAACCCUCUGGAGACCAUGAAUGGAAUGAUAGAUACACUUCAUCCUUACAACAGACACCAAGUGUUCCGAUCCUGAUGAAACCUUUUGAAGAUCAAGAAAGGAGUGGAAGAUCCACUUCUUCCUUACAACAGACACCAAGUGACCUGACUGAACCCUCUGGAGAACAAGAAUGGAGUGAGAGAUCCACUUCAUCCUCACAACAGACACCAAGUGUUCCGAUCCUGAUGAAACCUUUUGAAGAUCAAGAAAGGAGUGGAAGAUCCACUUCUUCCUUACAACAGACACCAAGUGACCUGACUGAACCCUCUGGAGACCAUGAAUGGAAUGAGAGAUAAAUUCUCAAAAUUCUCAAAUUUUCAAAAUUCUCAUUAUUUCCUGGAAUAUCUUAUUUUGAUUAUUUUAUUUUUCCAUUUUUAAUAAAUAAUGCCUUCUUUUACAGGUGGGAAUAAGAGACGCACGUGGACAGAUUAUGAAGUGAAGGCUGUUGAGCGACAUAUGUUUGAUUUCAUAACAAGCCAUAAAGUUUCAGGUAAAACGA